CACUCACUUAACAGCGUGAGAUUUCAUCACUGAGAGCCGAGCUUCACCUUCAGACGGAGACACUGAGUAACAUAAUAAGAGGCCGUGUUAAACAAAGAGCUCGCAUGGUUCAGGCUGUUCACGUUGUGCUUAUACAGCUAUAUUUCCUCAAAUUGAGAAGUCUAGCAAACCGUUGCUACAACUAAAAGCGCGUCCAUGGUUUCGCUGAAAGUCAAGGGUGUGAAUGGUGGGCUUUUACUAGCAGUAUAAAUACAAAGCGCGUAACGUUACCCGCGCUGCUGGAUGAACUGCACUGGGACGUCCUGAAGCAGGAUUACAGCAGCAGAUCUGCAGCGAUGGCUGACACUUUACGAAGACUGGUGAACUCAUCUCCGUACGGCGUUUUGCAGGACAAACUGGAAGCUUGGUACAAAGACUAUCAUGUGUGCUCUUGUGACCAAAACCUGAAUAGGUGCUGUGAGCUGGUGGAGCUCACCUCUAAAAUUCAGGGUCAAUUGUUCACCAUACUCAACCUUACAGCACAAGAGGGGGGACAUUAUUCAGGGGUUGACACACUGAAAUCUCGCCUUUUACCAUGGCUUGGCUCUUGCUUCACCAUUGGAGCUAAGUCUGUCUCCACGGAUACCAGCCUUAGCCUCAUUCAGGAAUCUAUGGAGAAAGGUCGGAAGAUUCGGGAACUAUCCUCAGCUCAUGAGAGUGACAUGCAGAAAAUAGAAGACCAGCUGUGUUCUACACGUAUGGAGUUGGACACAGUUAAACAGGAGCUUGCUGACACCCAGAUAGAACUGGACUCCACAAAGAAUAAAUCUGCAACCACCCUGUUGGCCACAGAAGAUGAAAUACUACAUCUAAAGGCAGAGUUGCGAAUUGCUCAAGAUCAGGUUGAUCUAUAUAAGAGAAAGCUGGAUGUACUUGAUGACUAUGAGAAGCAGGUCAGAAUCCUAAGAGAUGAGUUUCUCACCUCUGAAAAAACUGUUCUGCAGGAGAGAUCGGUCAGGAGCCGUUCACCUAGUCCUCUUCCCCGCCGGAGUCGCUCCAAAGCGCUAUUUACAAGAGAAAAAGCUCCACACUAUCAUUUUCUAAGUGGACUGCACUUGACUUGA
This is a messenger RNA of Sinocyclocheilus anshuiensis, 1103 nucleotides long. Its product is annotated as mitochondria-eating protein-like. The record is from RefSeq and is a predicted model, not a curated record. Gene Ontology annotation, biological process: mitochondrial protein catabolic process; mitophagy by internal vacuole formation. Gene Ontology annotation, cellular component: mitochondrial outer membrane. Bases 336 to 1103 code for a protein of 255 amino acids. The transcript has 7 exons. Lineage: Eukaryota; Metazoa; Chordata; Actinopteri; Cypriniformes; Cyprinidae.